UGACGUCCAAAACGCGCCUCUUACGUUCGACACCUCAAAUAAUGACAAGUACGCGAGUGGUUUUGAACUAAAAACACUCCAACUCAAAAUAUUUGAAGAGUGUGUGGUGUGUGAAAUUGUGACCAUGUGGUGGGUUUUUUUGCAAGGAUUGAUCGUGGUUGUGGCUGCAGGACGAGAAAGCUACGAAAGAAUAGGUUAUUUCUGGCACAUCACGGACAUCCAUUAUUACGCUCAUCACGGCGACGCCAAGAAAGGCUGUUGGCGGGCGGAUUACGACGGGGGAUCCACCGCGAGAAACCAGAGGAGAUCCAUGGGGCGGUAUGGAGACUACAGUUGUGACGCACCAUGGGAGCUGAUCGAAUCGGCCGCAAAAACCAUGAUGUCGAGACAGAACGACAACGUUGAGUUUGUUUUGUGGACAGGGGACGCUCUCUCGCACAACGCGCGGAAGUUGCACGAAAGUGUCAAGUUGCAACUCCUCCAGAACCUCACCGAUUUGCUACGGAAGACCUUCAGUUCCCAGUUCGUUUUCCCGGCCCUCGGCCACGACGACCCCAUGGCCAAGAAGGAGUUGGGCAAGAUGUGGAGUCGCUGGCUGCCCACCGACUCCAUGCACACCUUCGCCAAAGGAGGAUAUUACAUGAUAGAACGGAAAACGCUCAAGCUGCAAAUAGUAGUCCUAAACACGAACUUAAUGAAGAAAAGCGACAACGACGACGAGGCUGCAGAACAAUGGAAAUGGCUCCACACAGUCCUGGAGAAAUUUCAACGAAACGGCGAAACGGUUUACCUCGUCGGCCACAUGCCUCCGGGCUCUGACGAACGUCAAAGGGGCUUUUCGCCGGCACAUUCAGUCUACACGGAUUACCACAAUAAGAAGUAUCUCGAAUUGGUGCGAAAAUACGCCGACAUAAUCGUCGGCCAGUUCUUCGGCCACCUCCAUUCCGACACUUUCCGCGUCAUUUACGGCGUAAGCGGUCGGCCCGUGUCGUGGGCCCUCCUCGCCCCCUCCAUCACCCCGAAACGGACCACAGAUGGCGCCAACAACCCCGGUUUGAGGAUAUAUAAAUUCGACAAAGACACCGGCCAGGUGCUAGACUACACCCAAUACUAUCUGGACUUGUCUCGCGCUAAUUCAAAUUCCAAGGGAGAGGCCGAAUGGACCGUCGAAUACAACUUCAGCUCCUACUACGGAAUCACGGAAAUAACCCCCAACUCGCUGCACCAGCUGGCCGACAAACUGACAUCGGUCAACCACAACACCUUCUUCGACAGGUACUACACCGCCAACUCGGUGAGGAUGUAUAGCAACCCCCAGACAGGCUGCGAUGCCAACUGCGCCCACACCCACUACUGUGCUAUAACAAGGGUCGAUUACCAGGAAUUCGCGAACUGUCUCAAAACGGCCGCUAGUGCACUUGCUUCUUCCUCGUCGCUAAUUCGCGCGCAGAAGUUCGGACUUUUCGGACUUGUUUAUGUGAUCAGCAGAGUGUGAUAGUCUUUCUGAGUGAUGUGGUAGGAAAUUGCUCACUUGUUACGACUUCAUUCACCCUGAAUUACGAAAAACGACUCACGGGGAGCGGUCGAGGUCGAGACUUGUUCCGUGGCGACUAGUAUACUGGCGGGAUAGCAAAAAAUAAGACCGAACCCAAAUAUUAACACUUGCAAAAUCAUGACAAAUACAAGUUUAGGAUUUCUAACAACCAUCGAAACUUGAUUGAUUUUAUAUGAAAUUGUUUUUAGAGGAAAAAUUUCAACCACCAGUGACGGCUUUCUGAUUUAUUUAAAAAGAGUUUAUUUUCAAAAUAUGUUUAAUGAGAGAAAUUCGUUUCCUCCAUAAACAUUCAUUUUCCUAAUUACUCGUUGCUGUUCUAAUUAUGUAUUAAAAAACGCAAAAAAGUAUUGCAUUACAACUUGGUAAAAAUAGUGCCUCUGAAACAUUUUUAACUAACAGAAGAUUAUGUAUAUGAAAAUAAAAUUGGCAAAAAUAGUAUACAUGUUAUGUUAUUAAGAGUAAAGGUGAUAGUUUAUUUGGCGAUGCCAAACGUUAAUUUUUCCGAACGUAGUGAGGCCACAUAUUAAUUCACUUUUAUCCCGAAAAGCUUACACCAUUUUAUCCACAAACGUAUUUAGAUUGAGAGUAAAGAGCAACACAAUAAUUAGCAAGUAAAUAAACAAAAUGUUCAAGACGCUUUGCAAGUAAUGAAGUCAUAACAACGCU
This is a messenger RNA of Tribolium madens (black flour beetle), 2221 nucleotides long. RefSeq names its product acid sphingomyelinase-like phosphodiesterase 3b. The transcript is spliced from 9 exons. Gene Ontology annotation, molecular function: hydrolase activity. NCBI's taxonomy places the organism in Eukaryota, Metazoa, Arthropoda, Insecta, Coleoptera, Tenebrionidae. Bases 125 to 1495 code for a protein of 456 amino acids. The record is from RefSeq and is a predicted model, not a curated record.